CGUCACAGAUGGAGAGGUCAUAGUCACAUAAUAAACAUUCACCACUUUGUUGACGAAAAGUACUUUUGUAAGGAAGAAUCUGUGAUUAUAUUUCUUCAGUUUUUAACAAAAAAUGUCAACACCAGCAAGAAGACGCCUCAUGCGUGAUUUCAAAAGAUUACAAGAAGAUCCACCUGCUGGCGUUAGUGGUGCACCAACAGAUAAUAAUAUUAUGCUAUGGAACGCUGUUAUAUUUGGGCCACAUGAUACACCCUUUGAAGAUGGAACUUUUAAAUUAACAGUAGAGUUCACAGAGGAAUAUCCUAAUAAACCACCAACAGUUCGAUUUGUAUCAAAAAUGUUUCACCCAAAUGUCUAUGCAGAUGGCAGUAUAUGUUUAGAUAUUCUACAAAAUAGAUGGAGUCCAACAUAUGAUGCCUCUGCCAUAUUAACCUCAAUACAGUCUUUACUACAUGAUCCCAAUCCUAAUAGCCCUGCAAACAAUGAGGCUGCACAGUUGUAUCGGGAAAAUCGUCGGGAAUAUGAGAAAAAAGUUCAAUCUAUAGUUCAAGAAAGUUGGACAUCCGAUAGUGAAGAUGAGGAGGAACCUGAUAAGAAAUCGUAGCAUUUCAUGAAAAAUAAAAACAAAAACUUAAUUUGUGCAACUUACAGAUAUGUUCUCAUUUUGAGAAACAUAUGCUGAUUUUGGAGGCCUUUUCCCCCCUCCUUUUUGAAAUUGAAAGUGUUUUUUUUGAGUAAACUGUUGGCGUGAAGGAGGACAGUUAUUUGCCAACAUUUAAGAUUUUUUCAUUUCAGUAUCUGCACAUGUUAAUGUUUUUAAGAAAGGAAUUAGCAUGUCUUAUAGAUAUAAUCAUAUAUAUUGCAGAAUGGUUCCUGGAACUAUAUUAAAUAUUAUUGAGGAUGUCCUUUAUAUAUCAGUAUCGCAGUGAACUUAAUACGGAUAUGUAGUUUUCUUUUACGGUUAUUUUAUUUAUUGUUUUAUCUGCUUAUUUUUUCAUUGUGUUGUUUUCGUGUUGUUUUCCGUUUGUUUGAAAAAUUGAUCGUUAAUUGCCAUGCAGCAUCGUUAUAUGUCAUGAAUUUUGAUGGAAAAAUUGCCAUUCCAUGAUAAGUUUAUGUACAAGACUUACAUUGAAGUCAUGGAAUUGCCAAAACAAAGAACCUGUGAUAGCGAUAUUGCAUAUGGUGUGUACAAUUCCAUGAGCCACAAUUCUAAAUUGUUCUCCUAAUCUCAGUGGACAAUAUUAAUUAGAAUGUCUUGUGUCUCUCUACCUAGACAGGACAAUACGUCACUGAAAUUUUGCUUCUUUGGAGUAAAUACAGUCUUAUAUUGAAAUUCUGUUAUUGGUAUUUGCAGAUGGAAAACUUUGAUUGACACUAAUUUUACAAACCAAUUUGUUAUUAAAAGGAAAAUUUUCAUAACAGACCUGUUAAAAUUUUAUUCUGUUUCUUUCCAAUUUCUGAUCUAAAGUUUUGAACAUUUUAGUUUAUGAACAGUGCAAUCCUUUAGAUGCUAUACCAGACAAUGCCAUUGAAUUUGGAUCAGAGAAUCUAAGGUAGUAAGCAAAUCAAAAAAGAAAGAAUCAUGAUCAGAAGGCAUUACCUUUAUUUCUAUUCCUUUCAGUCUUUGUUAGAUGAACCCAAUCCUAACAGUCCUGCAAAUAAUGUUGCGGCCCAACUGUAUCGGGAAAACCGCCGUGAAUAUGAAAAGAGAGUUAAAGCAGUGGUUGAAGAAAGUUGGAUUUAUCUGGGGGAUUAAUCACCUUCAUCAUCACCUUUUCCAUCAUUUUCAUUAUUUUCAUUUUAUUUGUACUUUUGCCAUUUUGUAAUGCGUAUAUCUUUGUCAUUUCAAUUUGUUUGUGAAAUGAAUUGUUAAGGUUUGUUCAAGUUUCAGGAAACUUGAACUUUGUUGCAUCUAUAUGAUAUAGUUAUGGUUGGGAAAUGUUCUGUGGCAAUUUCUUCACCAUUUUGCAUAAGAUUCGUAUCAAUUGAAUUAAAAAUAAUCUUGAAAAUGAUAGAUGUUACUUUUUUGUAGACAAUAUUUCUUACAUUUAAAAAUGUUGCUUGAUGAAAAAAUGUGCUUUAAUUGUUAUUAAGUAAAUAUAUAGGAAGUUACAUUAUUGUGUUAUGUUAAGUUAGGUAGCAGAUUUGUUAAAGAGAUCUGGUUUUUCUACAUAGUCACCGGAGGUAAGGUUUGAUGAAUUUAUAGUGAGAUACAGUAGCUAGGUAAAGCAUGGGAUAGGGUUAAACUUUCUUGAUUACUUAGAUGCAUGCAUGAAUACAGGUGUUAAAUUUGUGUCAACAAUUUAUGAAAUGUUAACAUAGUCACAUUUGUUCAGGUAUCAAAAUUUGAAAUAUGUACCACUUUUAUUUUUGACCUUAAAUAUAUUUCAUCCUUUAUAGUUGCAAAAUAGAAAAUGUACCUGUUGUAUUUGUAAAUUUAUUAUCAAAUCAUGAUCUUAAUCAUUGAACAUUGUUCUUCUAAUGUUUGGUUUGGAUUUAAUUUACAAGAAAACUAUGUAUGGGAAAUUGUGAUUGGAUAGAUGAUGUCUAAAAUCAGUUGUUUCCUUAGUGUUAUUUUCUGAUUGAUAAAGGGUGCAACUAAAGUGUAAUAAUUGUAAUGACACCAAUUGAUGUUCAUGGACACUGUUGACUAGUACCUCAUUAUUGUACAACAGCACACUAGUUUACUGAAUCUCAUUCUCAGGUGGUGAUCAUUCAGCAGUAAAUUAUUGUAAGGCCCCUAAAAUCUGUAAUCAGAGUGGAAUUCGGGGCAUUUAGCAACAUCACAAAUAUUACAGAUGCUAAGAACAUUGAUGUACAAUAUUUCCUUACAUUUUUCAUCACUGCUUAUUACUUGUUUCUUAAUUAUACAUGAGAAGGAAGUUCCAUCCGUGUCAUAUUGUAGAAAAUAUCUGCACCUUUGAUAUUUUUUGGAUUAAUAUUGUGAAAAUAAUAAGGUUGAAUAUGACAGAAAUACAUGAUUUUUGGUUGGGAGGAAUUGGCUUUAAACAGAUGGACCUUUUUUUAUUCAAACCAAGUGUUCUCUCUAUAGUAAUAUUCACAUAUAGUCAUAGUCUUAUAAAUAUUGUAGGAGUGCCCUUUCUCAUUGUGACAGUUAACAGAACAGGAACAAAAAAAUCACAUUUCUUUUUAGCACAUAACAGAUGGAGAGUGUGUUCUUUAACAUCUUUUUUCCUUCUUGAGGAUGACUAGUAAAUUUUGUGAUUUAAAGACUUUAAAGAAUCACAUCAUGGAUCUACACUAGAUAAAAUUUUGUAGAUAUAUGCACAAUCAUUUAAAUGUGAAAUUUUCUUAAAUUUGUACCUGAAAGCAAGGCUGAAAGUUGCUAUUGUACUAGAUUGUAUUUUGAAAAUUAGAUUCGUCACAGAUGUUUUCGUCUUGAAAUUGUUGAUAUAUAUGAUGCAUUCAAUCUCAAACCCCCCCCCCCUCUUUCUCUUGAUACUUUCAGACAUUAACUUUUGUUAAGCAAGCAUUAACUAACUACACAGUGAUAUUAAUAAACUAGUGAUAUGUAAUGUCCAGAUAUCUUCUCCACUAAAUAGGUGACUGCAAGCUUGAGAGAAUUGUAUUUUUGCCAACUUCCUAGCUGUAUCUAAUGUGUGGACACAUAAAAAAUACAUUGUGAAAAGAAUUAUAGCUUUUGCUAAUAGGUUAUUGUCUUGUCAUAUUCAUAUUGUAAACAGUAUGACAAGUGUAUCACGUCAUAUCAAAUGUAAACAAGUCACUGCCGACUAGUACAAAGUCUGAUUAAUUUCACUCCACCCUACAAGCUCCACGCUAUUAUAUCAGACAAUGGAUCGGUAUCCUAGAGCUUUGAUUCUAGAUUUGUCACCUCAGCAGACUGUUUAAUAUAAGUUCUGGUGAUUAGUUGGUAUGCUUAUUACAAUGGCUAUUUGUGACUUGUGAUAUCUGACUAGAACUUAGAUGGAUCUGUGUGUGAUCUGAGAGUGUGAACUGACUAGGCUUCCACUGUCUGGUUUAUUACUACAUAUUUGUAUAGUGAUAGCGUGCGUGUAUUGUUGGCAUGCUAUCGAUAACAAUCCACUCAAACUAAUAUAUUGUAUCAACACAUUGUCUAGUGUGAUCAUUGUCUAAGUGCAAGAUGAAAUAAAUUUAUUUAAAU
Ylistrum balloti is the source of this 4144-nucleotide messenger RNA. RefSeq names its product ubiquitin-conjugating enzyme E2-17 kDa. The record is from RefSeq and is a predicted model, not a curated record. The transcript has 5 exons. Gene Ontology annotation, biological process: proteasome-mediated ubiquitin-dependent protein catabolic process; DNA repair; protein polyubiquitination. Lineage: Eukaryota; Metazoa; Mollusca; Bivalvia; Pectinida; Pectinidae. Gene Ontology annotation, cellular component: HULC complex. Gene Ontology annotation, molecular function: ubiquitin conjugating enzyme activity. Bases 113 to 604 code for a protein of 163 amino acids.